UGUCCGUUGGAGUCUGGUGAUACUAUUUUUAACAGUAUUUAUUAGUAAAAAUACCCAAAAAUAAUAUCAAUGCAAAUAUACAGAUAAUACACGUCAUCAAUACUAAACCCAAAAGUGCGGGUAUAAUAAUAAUCAGUAAGAAAUAAGCUCUAUCAUUGUCUAGGGGAUAAUGAAUUGUCAGAUGGAAAUAUAAAGUUCGUUUCAGUUCACACAGGCUGCCGUCAUUUGUUUGUCGCUGUGUUGCGAUUGUUGGAGAGAGAGAGAGAUAGGAGAAUGAGAACAGUUACUGCUAAGUAUUUUGCCAACCUUCCUUUAUGAUUUCGAUCCGUCGGUGUCUCGUUGUCGUGGCCGUUCAAGUGCGUCCUCUCCUUUAGCUAAACCGUUCUUCCGUGAUGAGCCCGUCACCCAGGCAAGGGAGGACGCACACGAGCUCCCACCGGCUUUUGCUAUAAAACGCUGUCACUGGAUUUCUAGGCUUUCUCCUGGUGCGUCUAAGGGGUGUUCCCCAGACCCCUCUUUUAUCCUCACUCACGGGGUCUCAGAUGUCAAUCAGGUUGGGAUGAUGCAAUCCCUUAACUGGUUGUCCCCUGAGGGGUUUCAAUGAAUAGUACAGUACUCAAUAGACAAUUCCUCCUCCAAGAGACAAUAGCAGUAGUCAGUGGUUCCGUUCCGCUUAUGUCAGGAGACAUUCCAAACCUUGUGUAUUCUGCGUCUCUCUCUCUCUCUCUCUCAUUUCCUGGCAUGCUGUGUAUCUCUCUCAUCUCUUGGGUCUCAUACCCGAAAUACUAGCGAUCUUGCGAUUCUCAAAAAGGAGGGGGCGACUUUGCACCUUUCGGCCCCAGAGUUGCUCCACAUUCGUAACAAGGGUGAUCCAGUGCUUUGCUGUCUCUGAGAAGAUUCCAGGAAGCAAGCGUGUACUUGGAUAGCCUCAGUGCAAAGGAACUUUGAGAUGGGUCAUAAUCCAAUGUUCAACUCCAUUUCACUGGUUAAACCGUCGAUUAAUUGCUGAUUAAAGUGUCGAGGAAGAUUGAGACAUUGAGGUGAAUGCGUGAAGGCGAGUGAGAGUUCACUGUCUUCUUUUUGAUCAUUGCCAGAAAAGGAAUCUGUGAGCAGACUGUCACUGUGUAGCUCUCUGUGGCAGAGCCUUGGGAACUCUCAGCGCGAGUAUGAGAAACAGGUCCUGCUCUACAGCAUCCGCAAUCAACUGCGAUAUAGAACUAACUUGGUUAGAUACAUCAAGAAAGAUGAACGCAAAUACUAUGAAGAGCUAUUUAAGUACAGCAGAGAACAUCUCAUGUUGUAUCCAUACCAUUUAUCUGACAUAAUGGUGAAAGGAUUGCGGGUCACACCUUUUUCCUAUUAUAUAGGAAUUAUGGAGGAUAUCAUGAACAGUGAAAAAAGUUAUGAUUCGCUACCUAACUUCACAGCUGCUGAUUGUCUAAGGCUUCUGGGAAUUGGAAGGAACCAGUAUAUUGACCUCAUGAAUCAGUGUAGAUCAUCAAAAAAAUUUUUCAGGAGGAAAACUGCUCGAGAUUUGCUACCAGUGAAGCCUGUAGAGAUUACUAUUGAGCCGUGGUGGGUGGUUCAGGCUGGUUUCAUCACAGAGGAUGAUAUCAAGCUUUGCUCUGGACCUGAAAAGAGUUGCAUUGAUAAAAUUAUUGAUUCGGGACCUCAAUUGGUUGGAGUAUUGGAACACAAUGUGGUUCUUGGUUUGUAUAACAAAGGCUUCAUUUACCUUGAUGUACCAAUAUCUGAUGACAGCUGCAUUGCAGUUCCACCAUUGGAAGGAUUUGUGAUGAACAGGGUGCAAGGUGAUUACUUUGAAACGCUUCUCUACAAGAUUUUUGUUUCUAUCGAUGAACAAACCAAUGUUGCAGAGUUGGCGAAUGUUCUGGAGAUAGAUCUAUCUCUUGUAAAGAAUGCAGUGUCAGUAUACUGCCGCUUGGGCUUUGCACAUAAAAAAGGGCAAGUAAUAAAUGCAGAUCAGCUUCACCCAACAUGGAGGAAUGUUCCAUCAGUCAACAGAUUGAAGUGUGCAAUGGACCCUCAGAAAAUGCUGCUAUCGUGGGAUGGGAUGGAAAAUCGGAGUCCUGUGCAUGACACCACAUCAACAACAGACACUGAUACAACUAGUCAAGAGGAUGUGGCUGACUCUGCCAGUGUGAACAGUUUAAACUUGCCCAGUGGACACACUAAAAGAAUUGCGUUCCUGUUUGAUUCAACUCUCACAGCGUUUUUGAUGAUGGGAAAUCUUUCACCGAACCUAAAGAGUCACGCUGUGACUAUGUUUGAAGUUGGGAAAUUAUCAGAUGAGUCUCUAGACAGCUUCCUUGUAGAACUUGAAAAGGUUCAGAACACUGGCGAGGGAGAGGCACAGAGAUACUUUGAUCAUGCACUAACUCUGAGAAACACUAUACUGUUCCUGCGACACAAUAAAGACCUAGUCACAGAUGAUGAACAACCAAGCGGUGGUUUUCCAUUGGAUUUGUUACGUUGUGAGAGCUUACUGGGAUUGGAUCCUGCCACCUGCAGCAGAGUCCUGAACAAGAAUUACACCCUGUUGGUCUCGAUGGCACCACUCAGCAAUGAAAUCCGUCCAAUAAGCAGCUGCACACCACAGCACAUAGGACCAGCAAUCCCAGAAGUUAGUUCAAUCUGGUUUAAACUCUACAUCUACCAUAUUACUGGACAAGGACCUCCAUCAUUAUUACUUACAAAAGGAGCAAGGCUAAGAAAACUUCCUGAAGUUUUUCAGGGCUAUGACCGGCUGCUUAUAACCUCCUGGGGGCAUGAUCCUGGGGUUGUUCUUACUUCAAAUGUGCUCAGCAUGCUGAAUGACGCUCUAACACAUUCUGCUGUGUUAGUACAGGGCUUUGGUAUCCAUGGUGAGGGAGAAACCACAUAUGUUCCAUUUCCCUUUGAUGAAGUGGAGAUGAAUGGAGAAUUUUCCCGGAGUAACAUGUGCUCGCAUCGAGCUUUGAAAGCACUGAGGGCAAAAGUGGAUUUGGACCACUUUUGUGGGUUUGUAAACAUGCUGAAUCCUCGAGCUCGGCGCAGCAGUGGGAGACAACCCAGUGAAGACCUGGAUGAGAAAGAAGAGUUUGAAUCCUCGUCUGGUUCUGUACAAGGCAGCACAGAGUCAUUUGAGUUGGUAACAGAUGAGCCCGUGUCUGAUUCUGCAGUCAAAAGAACUUUUGAAGCCUCGACGACUGAGCAGGAUUGGAUUCCUCUGGAGCUGUGCUUUGGAAUCCCACUCUUUGUUUCAGAACUGAACAGAAGAGUUUGUCAGAAAAUUGCUGCUCAUGGAUUGUGUGGGAAGGAGAGCCUUCAGAAACUCUUGCAUUCCAGUAGGAAAUUAUCCCUGCAAGUUCUCAGCUUUGUACAGUCAUUCCAGGAAACUGGUGACUCAGAUGGGACAACUUUAUUUCCUCAGACAUCGUCCAUUGAUGCGGGAGUUCCUCUUCCAGCCAAGAACCUGAUCUUCAGAGAUGGUGUUCUAUCUGAAUGGGUUAGCCGGUCACCCUUACCUGUACAUAUUGCAAGGUUGAACACGGACCAAACUAAUUAAACACAUUUCCAUAGUUGUACUGUACAUCUUAAUAAGCAAGUGUCAGACGAUAGUGCUGUUUCUUUCAAUUCUUCCAUACUUGUUUUUUCCUCUCUCCUUCCUUUUUCUCUUCCCAGCUAUUCUGUUUAUUUUCUCAGUUUCUUUCUACCUUUCAAACUUUCCCUUCUCUUUUCCUCUCUCUGCCUCUUAAUCUACCUCAAUGUUCCCAGUCUAUUGCACUUGUUCUUUCUGCUUCCCCUCUCUUCUAUCUCCUUCUCAGUCCCAAGGGCAGCCAAGUUCUAAAUGCUGAUCCAAAUAGAUGCGGUUAUUUAGCACCUUAAUAAUGUUUUAAAAGUAAACUAUGGCUCUUAAUGAUUUAAUUUUCUUGUACAAAAUGGUGGAAAUAUAAUUUCUGAUAAAACAACCAGAGUGGUGUUCAAAGGUCAAAGUAAAUUUAUUAUCAAAGUACAUAUGUCACUAUAUACAACCCUGAGAUUCAUUUUCUUGUGGGCAUACUCAAUAAAUCCAAUAACCAUAAUAGAAUCAAUGAAAGAUUGCACCAACUGGGCAUACAACCAUAUGCAAAAGACAACAAACUGAGCAAGUGCAAAAAGUAAGUGGGGGGAAAAGAAAUAAUAAUAAUAAAGCAAUGAAUAACGAGAAGAUGAGAUGAAAGGUCCUUGAAAGUGAGUCCAUGGGUUGUGGGAGCAAUUCAGUGAUGGGGCAAGUGAAGUUCUCUCAUUUGGUUCAAGAACCUAAUGUUUGAGGAGUAAUAACUUUUCCUGAAUUUGGUGGUAGUGAGUCCUGAGGUUCCUGUACCACCUUCUCGAUGGUGUCCGUGAGAAGAGGGUAUGACUUUGUUGGUGGGAGUCCCUCAUGGUGGACGCUGCUUUUCUAUGACAUCACUCCGUGUAGAUGUGCUCAAUGGUGUGGAGCACCUUACCUGUAAUGGAUUUGGCCAAAUCCACUAUUUUCAUAGGAAUUUCCAUUCAAGGGCAUUGGUUUUUCCAUACCAGGCUGUGAUACAGCCAGUCAGUACACAUUCCACCACACAUCUGUAGAAGUUUGUCAAAGUUUUAGAUGACAUACUGCAUCUUCGCAAACUUCUAAGGAAAUAGCAGCGCUAUUGUGGUUCUUCGUAAUUGCACAUGUGCUGUGCCUAGGAUAGGUCCUCUGAAAUGAUAAUACCAAUGAAUUUAAAGUUGCUGACCCACUCCACCUCUGAUCUUCCAAGGAACUCAGCAGGCCAGGCAACAUCUAUAGAAAAAAGGAUAGUUGACGUUUAGGGCCAAAACCCUGCCGAAGGGUUUUGGUUUGAUACAUCGACUGUACCUUUUUCCAUAAAUGCUGCCUGGCCUGCUGAGUUCCUCCAGCAUGUGUGUGUAGCUUCUUGACAUUGAGUAAGAGUUCGUUGUGGCACCACUCAGCCAGAUUUUCAACCUCCCUCCUGUAUGCUGAUUCCUCUCCACCAUAGGUUUGGCCUACGACAGUGGUGGUGUGUCAUCAGCAAACUUAAAUAUGGUCUUGGGACUGUGCAUUUGUACUGAUGGUGAUUCUGGAGGAGAUGUUGCCGAUCUGAGAUUGGUGUCUGCAAGUGAAGUUGAGGAUCCAGUUGCACAAUGAGGUUUUGAGACUUAAGGUCUUGAAGCUUACUCAUUCGUUUUGAGGGGAAGAUAGCAUUGAAUGCCAAGCUGUAGUUGAUAAAAUUCAUCCUGGCUGUUCAGAUGUUGUAGGGUUGAGUUAGGAGCCAGUGAAAUGGCAUCUGCUGUGGACCUUUUGUGCUGAUAGGCAAAAUGGAAUGGCUUACUUGGCAUUUCCACUUGAAGCUGUUUGGGAAAAAUACAUACAACCUUUUCUUUCAACUAUUGUUUGCAAUUGCAAGUUAUAGGGGCUAACAGUGAUUGUAUGGCACAGAGCAGCAGACAAUGGUGAUCACAAUCUCACUUCCACUGAUAUGGUCAAAUAGAGAAUCAAUUUUCUUGUUUCACUGUGACCCAGUGGACUAUCUGGAUCAACAUUUCAUAGACUGGUUGUAGGCCCAGCUGGCUGGGAACCCAUUUAUAUUCCCAUUGGCUGUAUAUGAAAUAGUGAUAUAGAAUUUAAGUUGUUUGUCCUCUAUACUGCUGGUUGGAAAGUACUUGGUAGCACACCUCAAAUCCAUAAUCCUGCUGAAGACUUCAUGCACCAGUUCUAAUUUUUUUUUGCUCUCAUCCAUGACAAAGAUUGGUCCCCAGCAAUGCCAAGCUACAAAAUGUCACUGAAAACCAGAAAUUAUUUUCUAUUUUCAGUAAGUUCAAUUAAGAAAGGACGGUAGGUUUGAUUUGGUGUGCAGGUUUUGCAACAAGUAGUUUUGUUAAUGGAUCCUGUACUAUAAUAUUGAAACCAGUAUCAAAUCCUGUAGUGAAAUCAAUGGCAAAGUUCCAGUUAAAUUGAAUAUACUUUAUAAUAUUUCUAUUUAAUGCAAGUCUUCUCUUUUUGGCAGAAACAGUAAAUAUUGCUUUUUCAACCAUCAAUUCAUGAUGCCUUCAACAUCAGUACAGUUGAAUUAUCUAUGUAUUUCUGACACCAAAUGGGGCUAUUUGUCCCAUUGAGUCUGUGCCAGUUGUAAGUGCCCUUCCUGCUUAAUAAUUUUUGAGAAUUUUUAAUAUCCACUACUGAAACUGAUUGACACUUGUCUUAAAUUUAGCAGAAGUUGUUUCAUUUUUGAAAGCUAGGAAUGGUUUAGGAUAUAAGGUGACCAAUAAAGGUUUGCUUGCAUUCCGCAAAAUUUGACUUACACAGAAGGGAUCCUUUAUUUUUUAAACUCCAUUGCAAAGCAGUUUAUCCAUGGUCAGAUUCACUUGCUACUGAAAGUUAAUUUCAUUCUUUUUGAAGGUUCUGAUCCAAAUCUUUGGAAAAUCAAUUAUCCAAAUUGGACAAUUCACUGAGUCUCAGUUACAACAAAUGGCAACUACACCAGGACAUUUGCCUUGGCACUAUCUUCCCCACAUUUUGGGGACCAACAAUGUUGUGCACGAGAUUCUGGAUGCUGUUGUAUUAGUAACAAACCUGUUAGUUCUCAUAUUCACUUUGUGUUCAUGUCUUUUGUAGUUCAUCUGCUAUUUAAAUACUACCAGUCAUUGUAAUUUCAGAAAUAGCCUUGACUUUAUUUUUAUUUCAUUCAGCCUGUGGAUGCCCAAGUAAUCAUCUUAGCAAUAAGAGAAAUAUGAGAAACUAUGAAAAUGUACAUAUUAAUGUAGACAUCAAGUGUGUGUGUGUGUGUGUGUGUGUGUUCAUUGACUCUAGUGAUCUGUAAUGGCAGGCAAUGAUCAUGUAGCUUUCUUACUUUUCUGUAGACCUGUCUUGUUUUGCAAAAGAAAAAGUUAAAUUCUGGUUGUACUCCAAGUACUUCAGUUGGAAGUGUUUUGAAUGGUGAGGCUGACGAUCCACAGUAAAGAAAAGUGCUUUUGGAGGUUGAGGCGCCAUGGUAGCAUAGUGGUUAGUGCCACGAUAUUACAGCUCGGCAUCUGAGUUCGGAGUUCAAUUCUAACAUCACCUGUAAAGUGUCUGUAUGUUCUCCCCUUGGAAAAUGUGGGUUUUCUCCGGUUUCUACCUAUGGUCUAAAGAAGUACCAGUUAGUAGGUUAAUUGGUCAUUGUAUCUACUUCCCUCGCAGUGCAUUGCAUGCAGGAAGUUAAACACCACCUCAAAAAUAAUCACCCAAGCCAGAAGCUUCUUUAGGGUUUUUAAUAAAGAGAACUUUGCGAAACUGCAGAAAAUUUAAGAUUCAGUACAGAAUCAUUGCACACCUGAAUAUACUAAUAUUAUUGAUUAUUCUCAUUAUCAGCAUUAAGCAAGGUAAUACACACUUACAACAUUCUAUAGCUAUUCUAUGGACUAGAGCAAACUUGUGGUGCAAAAAUAGUUUAAUAGCAAUGAACGAUAAACAUAAUACUACCUUCAAAGUACAUCUACUAAAUGUUUAGCAAUAUUAAGAAAGCUUAAGACUCACAGAUAUUACUGUUUCAAGGACAAAUAAAGAGUGGAUGGAGAUGGAUUCUUCCUACCAUGUUUGCUCCAAUCCUAAUUACCUUAUCCCACAUGGGAAAUUGAUGUUUAAAAAAAAGUUAACGAACUGGAAGUGAAGUUCAUACAUAAUGAACUGCAUACAAAAUGAACAGCACCUCGAGAAGCAGAAUAUUGUAAAUCAUCCUAUGAUUAGUUGGGUUAAAUCGAGGGUAACUGAAUGGUGCAGCUCGAAGGGUUGGAAAGGCCUGUUCUCAAAAUAAAUAAAUUCUGAUAUUAUCUUGGGAAAAUGUAGCUAAUAAAUGUUAAUGAGAUUUGAUAAUCGGCUUAAGUUUCAUGUCUGCUAAUGCUCCACAAAUCUCAACUGAUAAGUAACUUUCAUGGUACAAGUUAUGCCUGGUUCCACUUCUCAUUGCUUUCAGAUCUUUACAGUCACUUAAGCACUGACCAAGAGUGAAUCCAUUAGUUCAGAUAAAAAGGUCUUCAAACCAAAUUGCCUUUUUUCUGGAAUUCAUUUCAUUUGUUGACACAGAAUUUAUUUCAAAAUCAUUAAUCCUUGAAUCAGGUUUGCAUCAGAGUCAGAUUUACUAUCUCUGACAUCAUUGAUGUGAAGUUUGGUGUUCUGAAUGGUGAGGGGCUUUUGUGAUGGGUGCCACCCCCUUGAAGCAUCUUGAAGAUGCCCUUGAUGUUAGAACAAUUAGGAAAUGUUAAAAUCUGCAUUAGUUCCAUUCAUAUUUUGAAUCCUUUCUCCUUCAAACUCUCAGGAAUCUAUAUUGGGGGUGUUGGGUGAUGGGAAUUGCAAAUGUUUAUCUGAUAGUAUCUCCUUGGACCUUGCUCAGAAGAACUUUAUGUUAAUGAGAAGGUUUCUCAAAUUCUCAUAAAAUGAACGCUACAUAUUUCCUUAAUUCUGGCACUGGAAAUUACAGCUGUGAGCUGAGGCUGAGGUCUCCUAUGAUGUUUAUAGGUACAGUAUUCCAUAAGGCCUGCUGCAAACUUUCCGCAAUAGUUGUUAGGACCUUUCGGCACUAGCUCUUCCAUUUUUUUUCAUAGUAACAAGUCGAGGUUAAUUAUCCCCUGAAAUUUGUUCUGACAUCCGUUUGGAUCAAGUGCUUCUUAACAUCACUUUUUGGAAAAUCUGUCUUUUAAUAUAAGACUAUGUCCCAAGGCUAUAAAAUAUGAAAUAAACCUUUUAUUUUCCUUUUAAUGUACUGCAAACUUAGAUGAAAUCUUACUGUGUUUUAAAAAUUCUAAGCAAUGCUACAGUUGUUUGUGUAAUCAGUCCUUGUAAUUUAUAAACCAUAAUCAAAUUGUG
Messenger RNA from Hypanus sabinus (Atlantic stingray), 8863 nucleotides. It is a transcript of the gene fam91a1, whose product is annotated as family with sequence similarity 91 member A1. Gene Ontology annotation, biological process: intracellular protein transport. Lineage: Eukaryota; Metazoa; Chordata; Chondrichthyes; Myliobatiformes; Dasyatidae. The record is from RefSeq and is a predicted model, not a curated record. Gene Ontology annotation, cellular component: cytoplasmic vesicle; trans-Golgi network. The coding region runs from base 1295 to 3568 and encodes 757 amino acids. The transcript is spliced from 24 exons.